This is a messenger RNA of Penaeus monodon (black tiger shrimp), 3227 nucleotides long. RefSeq lists its product as uncharacterized. Gene Ontology annotation, cellular component: membrane. Gene Ontology annotation, biological process: cell surface receptor signaling pathway. Lineage: Eukaryota; Metazoa; Arthropoda; Malacostraca; Decapoda; Penaeidae. The transcript has 10 exons. Bases 88 to 1503 code for a protein of 471 amino acids. Gene Ontology annotation, molecular function: transmembrane signaling receptor activity. The record is from RefSeq and is a predicted model, not a curated record.
UUUUUAUUUUAUUUUCUACAGACUCCGGCCCAACUUCUAGGGAGAAACGACCUGCCCCUGAUAUCGGAGGAAGAGGCCUUCGAGACGAUGACGAAACUCGCGAAGCGCUUGUCGGUCCUUUUUGCCGUGUCCAUCGCCUCCGCAGUCGUUUCCGGGGAUAAGUUCGACGACCCUUAUAACUACGAGUACAGCUACGGGGACUACGACUUCCACUACGACUCGGGGCUGGGCAGGGACUCCCUCCAGGCCAGGAACCGACUUGCGGACCCAGAGCACUUCAGCGCCAGUGACGGGCUAAAUGGAGAGAAACCUGCCCUGCCCCUGUGCUGUCCUGAGGGUCAGAUCUUUGACCUGAACCAAAAUUGCUCCUCACCACCCGUGGGCUGGAAUUGGAGGCCUAAGCUGUCUGGGGAACCCAGUGCAACUUUCACAUUUAGAGGAUUUCCAAACUGUAAAUUGAAUGAACCUGUGUCCAUUUACCAGAAAGAAGUUUUAUUUGAUGAUGGGGAUGCUUUUGUCCCCCACUAUAUACAGUUGAAUGCAGUACCCUUGUCCAAAUAUUGUGUUACAAAGGUUUAUGAAAACAGUGACCCAGAGGAGUGUGAGACCCAUCAGACCAAGGUCUUUGUAUGUGUUGAGCCAAAGGAACCAGAACUUAGCCUCUAUUGGACAGGGGUGGCCCUUGCACACUUCUUCCUUGUACUUACACUUCUUGCAUACUUCUUUGUCAGGGACCUGAGAUGCUUGCAGGGUCAAUACAUGAUAUGCUUCCUGAUAUCUCUUCUCAUUUAUAAUGUCUGCCUGCUGCCAGGAUCAGUUCUCACCAUGGAUAUUAGCUUUGUAUCAUGUGUAUCCCUAGGUGCUGUUAAAUACUUCUUCUUCUGUGGAGUUAUGCUGUGGUUUAAUGUUAUUUGCUUUGACAUCUGGAGGACACUCAAGAACCGUCAGGAUGUUGGGUCCAGGAAAAGAUUCCUGAUCUACUCCAUUUAUACAUGGGUCUUUGGAGCUGUCUUAACAACAGUUGUUUUAGUGAUACCAUAUGCUUCUGGAGAAAAUCGUGAUGCAUCACUUAUGGAACCAAUCAAGAAUAUGUGUAAACUGAAAACUGAUAUUAAUGUUAUCUUGCAACUUGUGGAGACUUUGUUGAUGAUAAUUAAUUUAGUCUUCCUAAGUCUGGCUACUUCAAACACAUGUAAAUAUCCAAAGUUUGGAAAUGGUCUCCCACGAUGUGAAGCCAAUCUUAGCUUGAAACAGGGUUGGAAACUCUUCAUUAUUAUGAUAGGGCACACACUGAUCGACAUACCAGAUGACAUAUUGUACAUUGAGGUUGUUGACUUAUGGCGAUAUGUGUGCAUUGAAGCCAUAGCACUGUUUGCUGUGUUCGCCUAUCGAAAGACUGUGAUCAAAGCAAUAUAUCGUUGCUUCUUCUGGACUCCUUGUUAUCACCCAGAUGAAGAAAUGUCUUCUGUCCAAGAGAAAGAUCAGCUUACAACAAUGAACUGAGUUUGACUGUCAAAGUUAUGUGGUAUAAUCUAGGGCUAAAAAUUUUCUUUGAAAAUGUGUCUGAGGGACACCUUCAGUAGACAACAUGGGCCAAUAGUAGGUUUGUCAAAUAUACAGUAUUAAUAAUAUAGAGCACUGACCAAGUCUACCAUUUGAAAUUUUUUAUUUAAAAGAGUGCACUCUGUGUUUGAUUUGAUGGUGCAUUUUCACUUGAUUAUGGUAAUUUUGUACAUGCCAGUAGCAAUUAACUAUUCAGAAGUCAUAUUGAAUAUGAUUGUGACAAGGAUGCAGACAAUCAAAAAUGUUAACUCUAAGAACAGAACAUUAGAAAUUUUAUACUUGUAUACACCAUUUUGUUUAUGGAGGACAAAUUAAGUGUUUUUUGUCCUUUGAUAUAGACUGAUCACCUGUAACAGGGACUUGCAAGGAAGAUAAUGGAUUGACUUCCACAGCGAAGCCAUUGAAAACUUUGUUGCUGCAGCUUUAAAUAUUCUGUUAGAUUGAUGAAGUUACAUCUAUUUCCUAACAAGGAAGUUUUACCUUACUUUAUUUCUCAAUAAGGAAAGAGGAAUUACCAAAUGUAGAAAUCAGAAUUUUGGUAACUAGCAUGAUUACAAAUAACCCAGAUAUUUACUUGUUUUAUUUAUUUUUUGUUAUUAUUAUAAUUUUAAAUUUAUGUAUGGAAACUCUUUCUUCAAUGUUGUAUCAGCAGAUACACAAGUAUACAAAAUGUAGCAGAUUCACUCACUCUUUAUCUUGUGAUUUUCUAAAUGUUGUAAACUGUUGUUUCCAGUUGUACAUAAAUGGGAAUGUUUGGAAAUGGUCUUGCUCAUUAAUAUGUAUAUGUGUCAGGAUAUUUUGAGCAUCUAAUAGGCUCAUUUUUAUGGUAGAUGAGUACAGAGUUCUUUACUUGUACAAGAUAUUUUUUAUUCUGACAGUUGAUUGCAUUUAGAUAACUGUGUUAAUCUUGGGAUGCUUAUUUUGGUUUUGUUUAAAUUAUUUAAUCAAAAUAUAAAGCAUGUUGCUCAAUUGCAUAUUCUUAUGAAAUUUGUUUAUUAACUCAGUCUGUUUGCAUUUUCUCUUUUUGUGAUAUGGCAGUGAGUAAUUUACUGCUAAUAUGCUGGUAGAUAUAUUGCAGAACACAUUUGUAUGGUAACAUAAGAUUUUAUUUAUUAUUUCUUUGAGAUGAUAUGAAAGAAGGAUAUUUCUGUAUAUUCUUAAAAUAUUUAUUUGAUAGCUAAGCAAUUUUGCUUAAGUAAGGAGUGACAUUUUGAGUUUGCCAACAAAUAUUGUUACAUUGAUUAAGGAUGUGAGAACAGGAAAAGUGAAGACCUUUUGUCUUAUUUGUUUUUCUUAACUUUCAUCCCUGCCUUUCAGACCAUAUCUUUGCCUGCUGUUAUUACUUUAUUUUGUGCAUUCAGCAUUAGGGUAAAUUAAUGGCAUGAUCCCCCCCCCCUUACUUUUUCUAACUGAUGCCAAGAAAGGCAGAGAAAUAAGCAUUCCAUGUCAGGAGGUGUGAAGGCUUCUUGAUAUAUUUACAUUUCAUUUGUGUUAAAAGUAAAGGUAGUAUUGUUACAUAAUUAAUUUUAUGAAAGCCAUAUAAAUACAUGUUUUAUUCAUGUCUGCAAGGAAGUCAAACACAAAAUGUAGGGCUUUGAAGUGUCGAUGGUGUAGAAUUAUUUGGAAUGUUUUUAACAGAAGCAAUGUGGUUUUAGUAGCAUGAU